UGCACAUCCAUGGUUCGGUUCAGUUUUCGCAGUCACCACCAUCACAGUCAGUUCAGCAGCCACCAUGAUUGAGAAGAAAUGCGAACCGUGAGAUUCCCGUUCGAUUGUGCGAUUCAGUGUUGUAAAGUUUUUACUCGAUCCUUAAAGGAGCAGUAGCUGAAAAUCGUGGAGUGCAAACCUCAAAAGCGAGCAAACAAUCUAUCACGGCCAAAAAGGUGGCUUUCAAAGCAGUGUUCUUUUUGUGGUGAAAAUUUUCGCAAAUUAAUCAUAUUCCUCGGGCAUAGAGGAGGGAAAAAAAGCCAAUGGAUGCACUCUGCUUAUCCGCUUGAUUGCCAAAUAAUCGAGUAAUAAGGCGAGAGAGCGUGAAUUCAGAGAUUGAUCGGCCACAGCCGACGGAAAAAUCUAGUGCGUGUGUAAGCCCUUAUUGGGAAAUCUGCUGCCAAGUGUGUUCCGUUUGUUGUGAAUCGGGGAAAAAAUUGUCAUAGGGUAAGAGGGCAAAAUAAUGUGCAUGGUGCUUCCAAAAGUACCUUCGGUAGAGUAACGGAGAGGCGGAAAUGAUCCUCUAUUGAUGGUUUGUCCAAGAAGGCAAAAUAUUGUAGCAUACAGUGCUGUGUUUUUGGUUUAGAAAACGAAUCGUAGUUCCUGAAUCCAGCAAAUCGUCGGAGCGCGAAGGUAGCAGGAUCGGGGAAACGAGAGGAAAAAGAUAGAAGGCGAAGCUGUUCGGAUAGCAGCGGAAGGUUCCUUCUAGCCAGGAUGGAUUCGCUGCGAAAAUGGCUGAACAAACCGAAGGCUGACGAUAAAUCUUUACUAGCAAGAUUUUACCAUGCGGACAGAGCACUAACGGCGGUAGCCAGUGAACUGGACAGUUUCGAUGGUCGAGCAGAGCCGGUACGCUGCACCCGGCUGGUCGGACGGUUGCGACAGGGACAGGACCGCGUGCUCUCCAUCACCAAUCACAUCAUGGAUGAACUGCUGGGAGAGGACCGUGCCCCGCGAGCCUUCCGUGCCAAGUUUCCGGAGGAGGUACUGCAGGAGAGUCUAGCCGGCCAGCUGUGGUUCGGUGCCGAGUGCCUAGCAGCGGGAUCCUCUAUCAUGAAUCGGGAAGUGGAAAGUGUAACGAUGCGUCCGCUGGCGAAAGCGGUCACGAAAAGUUUGGACAACGUGCGAAAUCUGUUGCGGGAGCAGUGCUUUCGGAACAACACACCGAACAGUUUAACGCUCCGGCUGGAUGUGAACGAUGCCGCCACGGAGCAGUUGUACGAGAGCUUGAAGAUAUUCGACCGGUUAUUUGCAGAGUUCGAACUGUUGUACGUUAGCGCGAUGGUACAGGUCAAAUCGAAACAGGAGUACGAGAUGCAGGAGCUUAUUUGUGUGCUCUUUUCGGAGACGCUUCAACGGGCGCUGAAGAUCGGUCUGCUAGAGCAGGACCAGGUAGACUCUUACGACCCGGCGCUGAUGUUUUCGAUUCCGCGGUUGGCCAUAGUCGCCGGGUUGGUGAUAUUCAAGGAAGGGCCACUGAACAUGGAUCAGCCGGCGGAUAACAUUUCCGAAAUGUUCCGUCCUUUUCGGAAGUUACUGAUCAAAAUGCGAGAUCUGCUGAGGACGCUGACAAAGCACGAGAUGUACCAGUUGGAGAAACUGCUUUGCACCAACGAAGAGAUCAGCUUGAAGGAACAACUAAUCUGUGAUGAAAACGGAAAUGAUAACAGCCGGGCUUCGCCGAAGGAAGACGAAGUCGUUAUCGUGACGACUAAUGUGAAUAAUAAUAAUAAUAAUAAUAGUGAUAAGGAUAAUCAAGACCAGGGUGAGGACAGUAGUUUUUAUGCUAACCGUACUGUAGAUAGCGAUAAUCAGCUUCAGGAAGCAGACGAAGACGCAAUUUCGGAAAAUGGUAAUGAUGACGAAGAGGACGACGUCCUCAAAGAAGGCCUAGUGACGUCGGAUUGCGCUUCGGGCUACCUGAUCCCAAACACCAAUUUUGGUAAUUUGUUGCAGACUAACGAAGCACCACUGACAGAUAGUUUUAUAGCCACUGACGAUGAGUUGAACGCGGGAGUUUCUCCCCAUGCUCGGAUAGAACAGAUACUAUCGGAGACCAACCAAAAAAUAGUGGACUCCGGUCUUGGAACGGCCAACUCAAGUCUGGACCACUCGCCAGAAUUAGACACGGAGCGACCAGUGACCAGUGUUCGAGAGAUAAGUGAGUCUUCCGAGGAGGAAGGCGAAGUUGAUGAGUAUGAACGAAGGGAAGAUGACGACGUAGAAGACAGUGAAACUACCUUGUGUAAUACCUAUCGGGUCGGUCAUCAGUUGGUCGAUCCCGGUACUAGCGGUGGAUCAUCAAAAUACUCGGACAAACAUCACAGACACCGACGGCAUCGAACGGGUGGCGGAACAACAACCGGUCGGAAACAUUAUUCUAAGCAUAAGGCGAGUGCCGUUUCCGCUACUACGACUCAAGGUAGUUCGGCAUAUUCAAGCUGUGAUACAUCACCGUCGUCGGGUCGUCAAAGUGAAUGCGGCAGCAGUAGCAGUAGCGGUGGUAGCAGUGGCGGUGAUGCCGCUCAGGAAGUUGCACUAGCCAUUCGAGCUGCUGGAAGGAUAAAAUUUAAGACAACGGAGAACCUUCUGCACCGUCUAUUUGUGUGCAUUGCCGGCGUUGCCGACCAGCUGCAGACUAACUUUGCUGCCGAUCUGCGGCAGAUGUUGAAGAGUGUGUUUAUCAUCAACUCUUCGCCACCGGAGCCGGAAAUGCCUCCGGAACCGGCCAUAGAAUCUGCCGAUAAACCGAAGGAACCGGAUCCAACCGAUAUGUUUGAAUUCCGAGCCAGUGAGCAGGACGUUAUCACGCCCGGUCAGAAUAGUGGCGGCUCAAGUCAGAGCAUUUAUUCGGCCGAGGAGGUUAACGUGGAAGAUUCGCAGGAUUCGGUAUUUGGUUCGCCAGGAUCAUCACCGGUUAGAGCUUCUUCUGCUCCGCGAACUAUGAUGACUUCGACGGAGAAUGGAAGUGUGACGGUGAACGUAUCCGUUUCCGUGGUCACAGGAGGUAGUUCCGGUUCCAGCCGAAGCUCGCAGGAGAGAAGCGUGAGUCUGAGUGAAGCGUCGAUCGUGGUGGAAGGAGGUGGAGGUGGUGGAACUGUUGGAUCAAAUCUACGAGACAGCCACCGAAGACACAGUGCGAUUGGAUCCAAAGGGGAAUACGGCAGGAGCCGAUCCAGUCCCAACAGUCCGCUGAAUGGAGUGUCCCCGAUGGAAGAACAACGACGUAUGCCGGAAGCACCUCCACGGUGGAUUCCCGAUGGAGAUGCACCACGUUGUAUGGCCUGUGCUUCGUCGUUUACACCUUUCCGAAGGCGCCAUCACUGCAGAAACUGUGGCGGAGUGUUUUGCGGGGUUUGUUCCAGCACGACCGCUCCACUGCCCAAGUAUGGACUGACUAAGGCGGUGCGAGUCUGCCGGGAGUGCUUUGUCCGCGAGGUUGGCGUUUGAGAAGUUGUGCAUGGUUCGUUUAGUCGUAUGUGUUUAUGGUUUUUUUUGUGUUUCUGUUUUCGGUAUGCGACAAUUGUUUUGAACAGAAAGAAAUAUGUUUUGCUUUAGAUUCAUUUUAGUUGUACACGCUAAAAGAAAUUAGAGUUACUCAAGAAGCUUAGCUCUUUGGUUCAAGGUUUUAUAGUUUACUUGUUUUACUUUCUUAGAGAGUUCACGGUAGCCGUGCUUUACUUUCCAAUUUAACAUUAGUGAGCAAAGCUACUGGCGUAAGGCGAGUGUUUUCAAUUUCGUUACUAUGCUGAGCAAGUGUUACAACAACAUAAGUAAACAAUAUCAUUAGCUAAAUAUUACACGCGACUUUUUAUACAGUUUUGCCGGAAAAUGUGACAAAAAUAUUGUUUCCUUCUACCCGAUUAGAACAAGUGUUAACGGUUAACUCCCGCCCAGUUUUCAUCCUGUCUUGUGUCUAUUCCAUUUUAUUUCGAAAUAUGAUAUAAACAUAAAACGUUAAUCGACAAACAUUCCUCUCAUAAACACGUUAAACUAUGGAUAAAAGACUCGAGUAUCGAUCGAUCGAUGUAUUAGAUGGUUCAAAAUUUGUUUGGUCUCUUCACGGUAACUAUUCACACGAGAAAGGGUGAAACCGGAAUCACGAAAAAACGGGAGGAAUCAACUUUAGUAGCUUGAAUUAUUUUGCGUUUGAGUGUCGAAAAGUAGCGCAAAGUUGUGUUUCGUUUAUGCUGUGCAAACUGAAAACUAGCUAUUAGUCAAUAUGUUUAUGAAGAUAAAAUAUAGCUAAACCAUUUAAGUUCCGUUGCGGCGAACAUUUAGUUGUCUAUCCAAAUGCAAAUUGCACUACUCUCUAAUUGUGGAGAUCGAAAAAAAGAAAAUUAUUUGAAAUCCGAAAAAGCACUGUGUAUCACGAGUUAAAUGAGCACGUUUCUUAAUGUAACAAAAAGCUAUGUAAUUGAAACACAUAAUCUCUUAUUUUUUCCGAAAUAAAAUUCUUAAAGCAAAGAAAAAAGCUAACAAAAACAUUUAAAAAAUAAUUGGAGUGAUAUCUUUUUUACAAAGAAAAUUAAACGUAUUGAAAAUAGAAAGAUAUACUAUACAUUUCAAAAAAAAACAAGUAGCAUGUAAAUUAAUACUUUUGUGAAUACAUUACUGCUAAGAAUACGCUAGUGGCUAGUUUCCCAAACGAAAAAAACCGACAUCAAAAAGAGAAAAGAAACUAAAUACAUCAAACAAUAAUGCUACGAGUAAGUUAAUAAGUCACACACACACACAGUUAAAAUCACACACUCCCGUGGAAACUGAAAGGAGAAGAUACGUACGGAAACCAUAAGUCAAGAUUUUAAAUGUUGUGAAUACUGUAUAAACAGAAGGUAAUCAAAAAUUCGCUGAAUUUAUUAUA
Messenger RNA from Topomyia yanbarensis, 4903 nucleotides. RefSeq names its product lateral signaling target protein 2 homolog. The transcript has 4 exons. Gene Ontology annotation, cellular component: early endosome membrane. Lineage: Eukaryota; Metazoa; Arthropoda; Insecta; Diptera; Culicidae. The record is from RefSeq and is a predicted model, not a curated record. Gene Ontology annotation, molecular function: metal ion binding. Bases 754 to 3489 code for a protein of 911 amino acids.